Molecule: messenger RNA, 963 nt
Organism: Insectozyma verbasci
Lineage: Eukaryota; Fungi; Ascomycota; Pichiomycetes; Serinales; Debaryomycetaceae
Source: the annotation of a GenBank genome assembly
AUGGGUAAAGCACCAAAGAAAAGGUUCUCAACUACUGCUAAUUCUGGUAAUACAGUUGCUGCUGAUAAACAUAUGAAUUCAGUUUUUAAAUUUAAUACAAAUUUAGGUCAACAUAUCCUUAAAAAUCCAUUAGUAGCCCAAGGUAUUGUUGAUAAAGCACAAAUAAAACCAAGUGAUACAGUAUUAGAAGUUGGUCCAGGUACUGGUAAUUUAACAGUUCGUAUAUUAGAAAAAGCUAAAAAAGUAAUAGCAUCAGAAAUGGAUCCAAGAAUGGCUGCAGAAUUAACUAAAAGAGUACAUGGAACACCACAAGAAAAGAAGUUGGAAAUUAUAUUAGGAGAUUUUAUAAAAGCAGAUUUACCAUAUUUUGAUAUAUGUAUAUCAAAUACUCCUUAUCAAAUAUCAUCACCAUUAGUUUUUAAAUUAUUAAAUCAACCAAAUCCACCAAGAGUUUCAAUAUUAAUGUUUCAAAGAGAAUUUGCAAUGAGAUUAGUGGCAAGGCCAGGAGAUGAAUUAUAUUGUAGAUUAUCAGCAAAUGUUCAAAUGUGGGCUAAUGUAACUCAUAUAAUGAAAGUUGGUAAAAAUAAUUUUAGACCACCACCACAAGUUGAAUCAAGUGUAGUUAGAAUAGAAAUUAAAAAUCCAAGACCAAAUAUAGAUUUUAAUGAAUGGGAUGGUUUAUUAAGAAUAUGUUUUGUAAGAAAGAAUAAAACAAUAGCUGCUGGUUUUAAAAGUUCAAAUGUCAUAGAUAUAUUGGAAAAAAAUUAUAAAACUUGGUUAGCUACAACUGAACAAGAUAUGAUGAUUGAUGAUAAAUCAAAUUUAAAAGAUUUAAUAAAGGAAAAAAUAACUACAGUAUUGAUGGAAACUGGAUUUUCAGAUCAAAGAUCAAGUAAAAUGGAUCAAACUGAUUUUUUGAAAUUAUUAUACGCUUUCCAUCAAGUAGGGAUACAUUUUGCAUAA